Messenger RNA from Labrus bergylta (ballan wrasse), 1030 nucleotides. RefSeq names its product heme-binding protein soul5 (gene soul5). Gene Ontology annotation, molecular function: heme binding. The record is from RefSeq and is a predicted model, not a curated record. Lineage: Eukaryota; Metazoa; Chordata; Actinopteri; Labriformes; Labridae. Gene Ontology annotation, cellular component: cytoplasm.
AGGGCGUGACCAGUUUGCCUUUUAUAACCAGAGUUGGAAUAAAUACUUGCUGUUGACCAGACUGCGAAGAUAGCAUUUUGGAAUGCACAGAACCCAAUCAUCUGAAGCCAUGAUUUUUCUUUCAGGGCUUGCUGGCAUUCUGCUGGUGCUAACAGCCGAGGCCAAAGUUGGAAAGUCAUCUCAGGGGAAAUAUUGUUCUGAGACAGAAGAAUGCCUGUUGUUUGAUCUGAUUUGUGAAACUGACUCAUAUGAGCUCCGGCACUACAGCUCAGUGAAAUGGGUUUCCACCAACGAGACGGGCUAUAUCAUGGACUUUGCACUAAUGAGAGCAUUCAAACGGCUGUUUGGAUACAUCACUGGUCAAAACAUGCAGGGAAAAAAAAUUGAAAUGACAGCUCCUGUUGUUGUGAAAGUGAUCGAUCAGAAAAGCUUCUGGGAAGAACGUGUCUUCAGAAUGAGUUUCUUGCUGCCAAGUGAACAUCAGAUGACUCCCCCUAAACCUACUGAUGAUAAAGUGUUCAUCCAAGAAUGGCCAGAGAUGAAAGUGUACGUGAAGAGCUACGGAGGAUGGAUGACAAGUUUGUCUGACAAAAUGAAGGCCAGUAGUCUCUGCUCUUCACUUGACUCGGCUGGUUCGCAGUACAACAAAGAGUAUCACUAUGCUGUUGGCUAUGACAGUCCAAUGAAGUUGUUUAACAGGCACAAUGAGGUGUGGCUCGUCGCUGAGGGUGAUCCUGAAUGCUCCUCCAGCAGUGAGGAAGAGUAUUCUUUUUUCAAUUGAAUAUUUUCAGUCCCGUGCGAUGACAGUUUCCAGUAGUGAGUGGAUCAGAAGAUAUGUCAUAGCUAGCUUACUUCAGGUCUCAUCGUAAGUGUCAUAAACAUAAAGUUCCAGUGAGAUCACAGAGUUAUAAUGUUUUUUCUUAAUGUGAAUAAACUGAAUACACCAAGUGCUAUCUCUGACUAUGGGUUUAGACGGGCUUGUCUGAUGGUUUUUCUUAUAUAAUCAAUAAAUGUUACCCCUUUGCAUUGA